AUUUUUGCUUAUUUUUUGUGUAAAGGUUUCUUGAAACACUGACGUGGUUUCAUUUAUUUCCUUAUACCACUCACGAUAAGAUAACACGUUGCCAUACAGCUGAAAAAAGGCUUACAGUUUCAAACCGCCCAUAAAAUCACUUUAAAAAUAUCGUAAACAUAGCUAGAAGAACAAAACUCGUUUUAAUCAUGGUUGGGUUAGCAGCGGCAUUAGGCUUUUUGCUGAUUAUAACAGCGGCUCGCUCUGAAGAAGCACCGAAAGGGCCCAAAGUAACUCAUAAGGUCUCGUUUGAUAUAAGCUUAGGAGGGGAUCCUUUGGGCACUGUUGUUAUUGGCUUGUUUGGUAAGACUGUGCCGAAGACUGUGGAGAACUUUUACCAGUUAGCACAGAAACCAGAGGGUGAAGGCUAUAAGGGCAGCAAAUUCCACCGAGUCAUUGAUAACUUCAUGAUUCAGGGUGGAGACUUCACCAAGGGUGAUGGUACUGGAGGUCGCAGCAUUUAUGGAGAGCGUUUUGAGGAUGAGAACUUCAAGCUGCGUCACUAUGGUGCUGGCUGGCUGUCUAUGGCAAAUGCUGGCAAGGACACAAAUGGCUCUCAGUUCUUCAUUACAACUGCCAAGACAGCUUGGCUAGAUGGCAGACAUGUUGUAUUUGGAAAAGUGCUUGAAGGCAUGGAUGUCAUACGUAAGAUUGAGAAGACUCCCACUGGAACUAAUGACCGCCCAGUAAAGGAUGUUGUCAUCACUAACUCACGUGCUGAGGUUGUCUCAGAACCCUUCAGUGUUACAAAAGAAAGUGCUCAAUAGAUAAUAUAAGUUAUAAAAUAAAUAAGCAUAAGCAAUAUACCUCUCUCUAUACCAGCAUUUAAUUUUAAGUUAAAAUUUAUUUUUAAUAAUGACACUAAUAUUGCCUCAAGAGAUUAUUGCUAAUUGGAUAACUAAUGUCAUUAAUUUUCUUGAAUAAAAGAAGUCUUUCAUUA
Messenger RNA from Amyelois transitella, 979 nucleotides. It is a transcript of the gene Ppib, whose product is annotated as peptidyl-prolyl cis-trans isomerase 6. The transcript is spliced from 4 exons. The coding region runs from base 189 to 806 and encodes 205 amino acids. Gene Ontology annotation, cellular component: intracellular membrane-bounded organelle. Gene Ontology annotation, biological process: protein peptidyl-prolyl isomerization; protein folding. NCBI's taxonomy places the organism in Eukaryota, Metazoa, Arthropoda, Insecta, Lepidoptera, Pyralidae. Gene Ontology annotation, molecular function: peptidyl-prolyl cis-trans isomerase activity. The record is from RefSeq and is a predicted model, not a curated record.